CUGGCGGCCAGGCUGCUGCGGUUCAGCUCCUGGCUGCAGCUGGCAGCAGGCGUGGGCCGUUUGCACCUGCCUCCGGUGUCAGAUUAGAAGAGGAGUCAUGUCAGAAGAAACAGUAAGCGAAUCACAGUUUUCCUUGAAGACAGCAGCAUUAAGAGCAUUUGAGCGUCCUCUGUCUUGGUACUAUUCUCUCUCCCAGAUCAGAUUUUCACCAGUAGCUAAAAAGUUGUUUGUGGUAACUGCAGUGACUACUGUAUCUGUAAUUUUUCUGGCCCAUCACUUUAAAAGAAGACGUGGCAAGAAAAAGGGAAAUAUAUUACCAUGGGAACCAGAGCACCUCAUACUUGAAUACACUAAAAGAGCAGCAUCAGAUAAAGGUUCAAGUUGUUCCAGUAGUAGACAGAAUUUGACUUUAUCUUUAAGUUCUGUCAAAGACAAAGGAUCUCAGUCUUGUAACUAUGUUAAUGGAGGACUUUUCAGUAAAUACUCAGAUUCUGCACAGAGUUUGGCCUCUGUCCAGAGUGUCAAUUCUUGUCAUAGCUGCGCUUGUGGCAAUUCUAAUUCCUGGGACAAAGCGGAUGAAGAUGAUAUUAAACUUGUUAAUAUUCCUGUGACUACUCCUGAGAACUUGUACUUGAUGGGUAUGGAAUUGUUUGAAGAGGCAUUGCGCCGAUGGGAACAAGCUCUAACCUUUCGAAAUAGACAGGCUGAAGAUGAAGCCUGUAGUUCUAUUAAAUUGGGUGCAGGAGAUGCCAUUGCUGAAGAAAGUGUAGAUGAUAUUAUUAGUACUGAAUUUAUCCAUAAACUUGAAGCUCUGCUCCAAAGAGCAUACCGUCUCCAAGAGGAGUUUGAAGCUACCCUGGGGGCAUCUGAUCCUAAUUCUCUUGCUAAUGAUAUUGAUAAAGAUACGGAUAUCACUAUGAAGGGGAAUGUGGAUGACUUCGGCCUGCGAGACACCUUGAGCGUUGCGUCAACUGAUUCUUUUGCUUCAGCAGCAGAGCUUGCAGAACACAGAGACGUACAGCAUACUUACAGUCUGGAGUCUCUCUGCCACUGCCCUUUCUACGAAGAAGCCAUGCAUUUAGUUGAGGAAGGAAAAAUUUACUCAAGAGUGCUUAGAACUGAAAUGCUGGAGUGCCUAGGAGACAGUGAUUUUCUUGCCAAACUUCACUGUAUUCGACAGGCUUUUCAGGUCAUUCUUUCAGAAAGAGCCAACAGGAUAUUCCUUGCUGACAGUGGAAGGAAAAUUUUAUCAGCAUUAAUUGUGAAAGCACGAAAGAAUCCAAAGAAGUUUGAAGAUGUUUUUGAUGAAAUGAUCUAUUUUUUAGAGCAGACUGACCACUGGGAUAGUACUGAAAUGGAACUUGCUGCUAGAGGAGUGAAUAAUCUAAAUUUUUAUGAUGUUGUUCUGGAUUUUAUAUUAAUGGAUUCCUUUGAGGAUUUAGAAAACCCACCCACAUCCAUACAGAAUGUAGUAAAUAAUCGCUGGCUAAACUCCUCCUUCAAAGAAACCGCUGUGGCUUCAAGUUGUUGGUCAGUGCUGAAACAGAAAAGGCAACAGAUGAAGAUCCCAGAUGGAUUUUUUGCCCAUUUUUAUGCCAUCUGUGAGCAUAUCAGCCCUGUCCUGGCCUGGGGCUUUUUGGGUCCUAGGAAUUCUCUCUAUGAUUUAUGUUGCUUCUUUAAGAAUCAGGUUCUUUUCUUUCUCAAAGACAUAUUUGACUUCGAGAAAGUACGCUAUUCCAGUAUAGAGACUUUGGCCGAAGACCUCAUGCAGUUACUUAUUCGCCGCACUGAACUUUUAAUGGCCUAUCUUGGAGCUGACGCGCUGAGGCACACAAGUAGUUGUACAAGUAGUCAUGGUCAUGUGAUGUCCAGUGGCCUAGUGGAAGCCAAAGUGCAAUAAGUGUCAUGAAAAUCAGACAAUUUGAGUGUGCUAUGAACUGUUUUAAGGUAACUAUUGAUUCUGUAACAUGACACAGAAUUGGUGGAUAUGGACUCAGGGAGGGAAAACAAUCUAGUAUAGAGUGAGUGACCACACUGUACUUACACAGAAGUUCUGUCAUUGAAUCCCUGUGUUGUGUAUCCAAAGCAGCUUUUUGUAGUCUUUAGGUAAUAAUUGAAGUUGUGAAAUGUUGCAUAUUUUACAGAAAUAUUGCUUGAACUGAAGCCAGUACUUGGGAGUUGAUUUGUCAUCUUGAAGCUAUCUGGAGUAUCCAGUAUCAUUCUCAAAAGCUCUGUUUCUAUGCUGUGCACCUUGAAAUUAAACACUUUAGCUAAGACCUGUGUGGCCGACACAUACAAGAAUGCAUUACUCCAGUGUCGAUAAGCUUAACUUUGCCUGAAAAUGUAUUUUUAAUUGUAAAGUUAUUCAUUUGUUUAAUCGAGUUUAGACAAUAGUGGUGUUUAAUAUGUACUGCUUACAUUAUUGCUUGUGUAUUUGCUUAUGAAUUUGAAUCAAAUAAAUUGUAAUGGUUCAGUAUUGUUAUAAAACAUUUAAAUGAAUUGACACUGAGAUGUUUACAGGUUAUAAGUUUAUAUUAGAUUUACUAUUUCCAAAAUAUAUUACUGUUGGUCCUAUAAGUUACAAUAGAGACACUAAAGAAAUUUCUUUUAUCUUUUCAUAGAUUAGAGCAUUUUUCUCUUAAAUGAAUAAUGAUUAAAAGAUAACAUCUACUAACUAUGACAGGCAAUUAAAAUAUUUUCUGUGUAGUUUUUAGACUAUCUCCCAACAUCUGAAGUUACUAAUCUUGGUACAGUAAAAUGAUUUCUCCUUACUCCUUCUAUAAAACUGGUUUUUAGUUACUCUCACAGAUAACUUAGUACAUUUUGUCAUAUUAUGUCCAUAUUUUUAAAAUAUUCAUACUUUCAAUCUUCAUGAGGUUUUAAAAAGUGGGUUUUUCCCUGUGAAUAUAGAACAAAAUACUUUCAUUGACUUUAUUGGGGUGACACUGGUCCGUGAGGUCACCGAGGUUCCAAGUGCAAAUUUCCGGGGUCCGUGCUCCACGUGCUGCACUGUGUGCCCACCCCUAGUCAGGCUGUCUUCUGUCACCACAUAUUCGGCCCCCUUUCACCCUCUCCUAAUCCCCCACCCCCUUUGUUCUGGUAACCAGCAUGCUGUGUCUGUGUCUGUGAGUGUCAGCUUUAUACCCUACGUGUGAGUGAAAUCAUAUGGUUCUCCGCUUUUCCUCAGUCACUUAUUUCACUUAGCAUAAUGUUCUCAAGGUCCCUCCAUGUUGUUGCAAAUGGCAGUAUUUCAUCUUUUCUUAUGACUGAGUAAUAUUCCUUAGAAUAUAUGUGCCAUAUCCUCUUUAUCCAGUCUUCCAUCAAAGGACACUGAGACAAAUUAUUUUUAAUGGUAUAGAAGUAUAUUUCAUGUCCUUUAUGAUAAAUAUAUGAACAAAUGGGUUCAUAUAAGUAAGGCUCUUUAGAGUAUAUUUGAUACUUUCAAAGUUGUAUUAACUUUGUGUCUAAAUCAUAUACCACUUAUUAGGGGUGGCUGACACAGUAUGUCAAUGGAUUGGAUUUGCUGAUUUUGUUUUUAAAGUGGGCUUUAUUCAUUUUAGGAGUGAGUUACCCAGAAGGAUUUAACUAUAUUUUUAAAUGCAUUUUUAGAUUUAAGUAUCUAGUUUCUGAUUAAUGAAUAGAAAAUGAAAAGUGGGGGGGCAUAAUCUUUUAAGGUUUUAAAUGUAUGCAUAUGCCACAUUUAGGUAACAGUAGUUACAAAAUAUGAGAUUCAACACCUUCAUGCUGUUUGCAUGUACUGUGUUCCAUACUGUUCAGGCUAUAGCACUAAAUAAUAAGACAUUGUUCUCAUAAUUUUUGAGCAUAUAGCUCUUUGACUUUUCUUAUAUACAUUCUUAAUUUAAGAAUUGGCUAUUUAUAAUUCUUAUUAUUGAUGGAGGAAUAUCAUUAGAAGUGUCAAAUCUAAAAAUUCCAUUAUGUAAUGUUCUAGUUUUUAAUUUAUACCUUGUAUUUUUAGCUUCUUGUUGAGGUACCACUGGCCUUGAAUUAGUCACACACAUACACACACACAUUUCCAUUAUCAUGUAGGCAAGACAGUUAUUGUUUAUAUUAAUUUUCCUGUUUGGUGGGGGCUAAAUAUUUUAAACCGUGGUUUUAUAAACAAAGCUAUAAGUAAACUUGAUUACUCUUUUAUUUGAGGAAGAUACUGUUUGAAAUCUAUUUUGAAGAAUUGCACUAUUUAAUAAUGCUGCUACUACGUAAAAUAACUGAAGAAUUUAUUUCAUCAGGUAAGAUGAAUGGCUUUCCGGAAGGUGUUUUUCUUUUUUCUUUUUUAUUUCACCUUUUAAAAAAAGUUGGCCAUAUUCAAGAGGUUGGUUUGUCUAAUUAAGGGCUUGAGUUUGAUUAGUUUCUGGUCAGUUCAGUAGUUACUACUUGGGGAAGUGCUUUCUUUGUGGCCUUUAAUGAAAGAGUCAAGAGUGACCAAAUAGAAUUUCAGGGUAGUAAGUAUAGGAAAAAAACUUCUGUAUUGUAAGAGAAGAAACGACUUUUUUAAAAGAAAUAAUCUCUUUAAAAUAUUUUUAAAUAAAUUGCAAUUGCAAUUUUCCUUGAAAUUGGGUUAAAUAGUUAAUGUUUUUUAAAAUAAAAGAAAAUGAUUUAAACUAGUUUAAAAUCUUUUAGGUUGAAACCCUGUUUAACAUUUACUCAUGGUAGUAUUAUCAGAAAAUUGCCAUUGCCACAUGAGUCCUACUAUCCAGUUCUGUAUGUAAAUUUUAAGAGAGCCCUGAAUUAGUCCUGAGAAAAUGAAUUUUUCCCCCUUCUGUUUUCUGGGAGAAAAAAGAUGAGUGUUCAGGUGAUUUAUAUUUGGCAUUUUUUUCUAUUUUGGUUUCUCUAAAUUUUUUUUAAAAGAUUUUAUUUAUUUAUUUUUAGAGAGGGAAGGGAGGGAGAUAGAGAGAGAGAAAGAGAGAGAGAGAG
This is a messenger RNA of Phyllostomus hastatus (greater spear-nosed bat), 4932 nucleotides long. RefSeq names its product mitoguardin 1 (gene MIGA1). The coding region runs from base 98 to 1900 and encodes 600 amino acids. The record is from RefSeq and is a predicted model, not a curated record. Gene Ontology annotation, biological process: mitochondrial fusion. Lineage: Eukaryota; Metazoa; Chordata; Mammalia; Chiroptera; Phyllostomidae. The transcript has 16 exons.